UUUCACAUUUCUUUCUCUUCCAGCUUUUUCUUUGCUUUCUUCUUCUUCAACGCGGAUUCACUAUAGAAUAUACUUAUAUUUCCCUUUAUACAAAUAAAUAAUAAAUAGCCAAUUUCAUUCUUGGUCUUUCAUUCAGACAUUUCUUCAUAGAAUUUUUCCAUGAAAACUACAUAAAGGUAGAAUCUUGGAGUUGUUUUACAGGUUUUUCGUAUCCCCUUAAAGAAAUCUCACUUAAAUAUUGUACAAAUAAGAUCAAGAAACCAAUUUUCUGUGGAAAAAAGAAAAGGGUCAUAGAAUCUUGAAGUUAAUUAUCAAGAUUGAUGGCAUCUGCUGCAAUUUUCUCAUCGUUAAGGAGACAAAGAUCACCUUCACUGGAAGCAUUCUUGGCACCUGUAGAUCUAACAGAUGUGGGGUUGUUACAAACUCUAACAGCCUUAUCUUCUGAGCUGAUUUCUACAUUUUCAGGUAAAAGGUUGCCUUUUUAUCAAAGGAAGAAUUGUAAGUCUUUGUUAAGGAAAAUUCAAGGCUUUUCUGUUCUCUUGGAAUGUCUUCUUGAGAAUAAUAACAGAAGUAGUAGUAGAAGGGGUUCUUCAGAUUUGCCGUCUACAGCUUUUUUAUGCUUCAAGGAGUUGUAUUUAUUGCUUUACCGGUCAAAAAUCUUGCUUGAUUAUUGCUCCCACUCAAGUAAGUUAUGGUUGUUGCUUCAAAACCAUUCGAUUUCAGGUCAUUUUCAUGAUUUGAACCAGGAAAUAUCAACCCUUUUGGAUGUUUUCCCUUUAAAGAAACUGAAUUUACCUGAAGAUGUUAGGGAACAGGUUCAGUUGUUGCAGAAACAAGCAAGAAAAUCUAAGUUGUUUGUUGAUAAACAUGAUGAGAUGUUGAGGUUGAAGCUGUUCUCAUUGUUGAAUGAGUUUGAGAAUGGAGGUGUUCCUGAUUCUGCUCAGUUGUACUCUUAUUUUGUGGAAAAAUUGGGGAUUUGUAGUCCUAGGAGUUGUAGGGUUGAGAUUGAGUUUUUGGAGGAGCAGAUUGUGAACCAUGAAGGAGAUAUUGAACCCACAGCUUCAGUGCUCAAUGGGUUUGUGGCGCUGGUGCGAUACUCCAGGUUUUUGCUAUUUGGCUUUGAAGAGGAUGAUAUAGGACUGAGAGUCGGUAAGCAUAAGAAGCCGAAGAAAGGGCUGAUUAGUCAAGAGAUUGCAGAUACAUUCAUUUCUGUACCAAAGGACUUUUGUUGUCCGAUAUCGUUGGAUUUGAUGAGGGAUCCGGUUAUUGUGGCAACGGGGCAGACAUACGAUCGAGCAUCCAUAUCAAGGUGGAUGGAGGAGGGUCAUUGUACUUGCCCGAAGACAGGUCAGUUGCUUGAUCAUACCCGACUUGUACCAAACCGGGCACUUAGGAAUUUGAUUAUGCAGUGGUGUGCCGCUCAUAAAAUUCCUUAUGACCCUCUGGAGGGUGGGGAUCCAUUUGUUGAAUGUUUUGCAGCUGCGUCACCUAGCAAGGCUGCAUUAGAAGCUAAUAAAGCUACGGCAGCUCUUCUCAUUAAGCAGCUAGAGAAUGGGACACAGAUUGCAAAAACUAUUGCUGCUCGGGAGAUAAGACUUUUAGCUAAAACCGGUAAGGAAAAUCGUGCUUACAUAGCUGAGGCUGGGGCAAUCCCACAUUUGAAGAAUUUGCUUGCAUCUCCAGAUGCUGUGGCACAAGAAAAUUCCGUCACUGCAAUGCUUAACUUAUCGAUUUUUGAUAAGAAUAAAGGCCGAAUCAUGGAUGAUGUAGGGUGUCUGGCGUUGAUAGUUGGAGUUUUGAGAUUCGGGCACACCACAGAGGCACAGGAAAACGCUGCAGCAACAUUAUUCAGUCUGUCUGCUGUUCAUGAUUAUAAGAAGCAAAUAGCAAAAGCAGAUGGGGCAGUCGAGGCCUUAGCAGGUCUGUUGCGAGAAGGUUCUCCCAGAGGGAAGAAGGAUGCAGUAACUGCUCUCUUUAAUUUAUCUACCCACACAGAAAAUUGUGCGAGGAUGAUAGAGUCGGGAGCUGUUACUGCUCUAGUUGGAGCUUUGGGGAGUGAAGGUGUUGCUGAAGAAGCUGCUGGUGCAUUGGCGCUUAUUGUUAGGCAACCAAUUGGUGCUACAGCUGUCGGCAAUGAGGAAAUGGCGGUAGCAGGACUCAUUGGGAUGAUGCGAUGUGGGACCCCUAGAGGGAAAGAGAACGCGGUUGCUGCGUUGCUUGAAUUAUGUCGUGGUGGCGGAGCAGCUGCUACUGAGAGGGUCUUGAAGGCUCCGUCAUUAGCAAGUUUACUUCAGACAUUGCUCUUUACAGGAACAAAGCGGGCAAGGCGGAAAGCAGCAUCACUGGCUAGAGUAUUCCAACGGUGUGAGCAUGCAGCAUCAAUGCAUUAUGGCGGGUUAGGUGUAGGAUAUGCAUUUGCUGGAAACUCAGGUGCAGCUAGGGAUUCAACGUUUGCUGGUGAUGUCUCAGUAUCCAUGUCCAUUUCAGUACCAGUAUUAUAGGGGGUAUUUCCCACUGUUCUUAUCACCAUUCAUCUUUUGUUCUUAGUUUUACCUGUAAUAUCCAAACAUUCUUUCAUUGAAAUAUAAACGCGAGAAAGAAAAAGAAAAAUCAUAGGAAUACCAUAAAUUCAUGUGUUCUUAGCAUCUUGCAGAAUAAUGUGUUUCAAGUCUCUUUGCGUUUGGCUUA
Messenger RNA from Lycium ferocissimum, 2688 nucleotides. Its product is annotated as U-box domain-containing protein 17. The record is from RefSeq and is a predicted model, not a curated record. The transcript has a single exon. Gene Ontology annotation, biological process: cell surface receptor signaling pathway; protein ubiquitination. Lineage: Eukaryota; Viridiplantae; Streptophyta; Magnoliopsida; Solanales; Solanaceae. Gene Ontology annotation, molecular function: ubiquitin-protein transferase activity; protein binding. The coding region runs from base 321 to 2501 and encodes 726 amino acids. Gene Ontology annotation, cellular component: nucleus; cytoplasm.